Messenger RNA from Cornus florida, 1452 nucleotides. Its product is annotated as GDSL esterase/lipase 1-like. The coding region runs from base 106 to 1254 and encodes 382 amino acids. Gene Ontology annotation, molecular function: hydrolase activity, acting on ester bonds. The transcript is spliced from 5 exons. The record is from RefSeq and is a predicted model, not a curated record. Lineage: Eukaryota; Viridiplantae; Streptophyta; Magnoliopsida; Cornales; Cornaceae.
CAAACAAAACAACAAACGGUGGUGAGCUUUAACUAAAAAAAAACAAACGGUGGUGAGUGAGUGGACUUGGGAGAAGAAGAUGGAAGAUAGACAGUAGUAUCAUCUAUGGCUCUUGUGAAUUUCCAGUACUCCUUUUUCCUACUCGUUUUCGUCGCCAUCCUUGUGAUCCCAAGCAAGUGCUAUAGUGAAUCCCACAAACCCAGAUCACGAUCGGCCUUGUUCGUGUUCGGAGACUCGCUCUUCGAUCCAGGGAAUAACCAGUAUAUCAAUGGCAGCAGACCAAGUCCAACCAACAACUGGCCCUAUGGAGAAACCUACUUCAAGCACCCCACUGGACGAAUUUGCGAUGGCCGUAUAGUCCCCGAUUUCAUUGCAUUGUUUGCGAAGGUGCCAAUUCUUCCACCAUAUUUACAGCCUGGGGACCACAAUUUUACCGAUGGGUCCAACUUCGCGUCUGGUGGUGCUGGAGUUCUUGAUUCUACACAUCCUGGAACGAUAUACCUAAAUCUGCAGCUAAGGUAUUUCAAGAAUGUGGACAAGUGGUUGAGGCAGAAACUAGGAGAUGUAGAGGCCAAGAAGGUGCUUACGAGAGCUGUUUACUUGUUCAGCAUUGGAGGCAACGACUACUUUAGCCUUUCCAUGGAAAACCCCAAUGCACCUGCAUCCUACCAGAAGGAGUAUGUUGAAAUGGUGAUUGGCAACUUGACAAAUGUUCUCAAAGAAGUAUACAGAAUGGGAGGAAGGAAAAUUGCAUUUCAGAAUGCAGGGCCUUUGGGCUGCGUACCCGGCACAAAAGCGAUGAAACCUAGUCUUGGUGGAAAUUGUGAUGAAUUACCCUCAGCGCUAGCAAGACGACACAACAGAAUCCUGUCCAUCACCCUCAAGAGAUUAGAGAGCCAAUUACCUGGAUUCAAAUAUUCGAUAUUCGAUUACUACAAUUCGCUCUAUGACAGGGUUUUCAACCCUUCCAAAUACGGUUUCAAGGAAGGGAAGGCGGCAUGUUGUGGGAGUGGACCAUACAGGGGAAAGAACUGUGGAGGAAACAAUGGAACAGCAGAUUAUGAGUUAUGUAGCAACCCUAAUGAGUAUGUCUGGUUUGAUGGAGCUCAUACCACUGAAGGGGCUAAUUGGCAACUGGCCAAGUUGUUGUGGGAAGGGAGUCCCAAGGUCACAGGGCCUUACAAUUUGAAACAACUAUUCAAACAUGUAAAAGAAGACAACUUCGAUCCAUCUACAUUUCCUGAAGAUAUAUGAUUUGUUGUUUGUUGGACGAACUAAUUGUCAUCUUUAUGAUUAUGCAGAUUAUGUACGACUGUAUGAGGCUCUAUGUAUGAGUUUCUUCAUGACUAAAUAACAUUAUAGUUAGAGAUUAGUAUUAUGUAAAAGAUUCUCAAUUUUUUUUAUUUAUUUGGUAUUAUGUAAAUCCAAAUAUUAGAGAUUAGUUUAUGUAAA